Molecule: messenger RNA, 8145 nt
Organism: Pungitius pungitius (ninespine stickleback)
Lineage: Eukaryota; Metazoa; Chordata; Actinopteri; Perciformes; Gasterosteidae
Gene: fndc3ba
Product: fibronectin type III domain containing 3Ba
Exons: 27
Coding region: 364-3999 (1211 amino acids)
Molecular function (GO): protein binding
Source: RefSeq, a predicted model, not a curated record
GUGUGUGUGUGAGUGUAUGUGUGUGUGCGCGCGUCUGUGUGUGUGUGAGAGAGAGAGUUUGGAGAGCUGACGCCGGCAGUCUGGGCCACUUGGCCAGCGCAAAGGAAAAAGGAAAAGCGGCUCCUGGGCGGCCGAUGGGCUGGUGAACCGAAACUUUUUCGGCAAAAAACGUCCGCGUUCAUUUUAAAAACGAGUUAAACGCCAAACUUAGAUGGGUAGUUUUUCAUAAGCGGGGGGAGACGUUUGCGUUUGGAUUCUGCACCUUUUUUUUUGGCACCCGAUUGCGCAGCUUUCCCGAAAGAAUGUGUUUUCGUCUCGGAGGACUUCAGAUGGAGUAGGGCAGUUCAGUGAAUUUCUCCAUGAAUGUACGUCACAAUGAUGAUGACAGACCAGAUUCCGCUGGACUUGGCUCCGCCUCCCCUCCUGAACGGGGAGGUCCCUCUCAUGUCUCACAUGGUUAACGGGGACGCAGCACAACAGGUGAUCCUUGUGCAGGUGAACCCGGGAGAGACCUUUACCAUCCGGGCAGAGGACGGCUCACUGCAAUGCAUCCAGGGUCCUGCUGAGGUUCCCAUGAUGUCCCCAAAUGGGUCCAUCCCCCCCAUCCACGUACCCCCUGGAUACAUCUCACAGGUGCUGGAGGAUAAUACGGGGGUCCGCCGGGUGGUGGUCACACCCCAGUCUCCAGAGUGCUACCCUCCCUCCUACUCUCCGGCCCUCUCCCCCACACACCACCUGCCCCCUUACCUUGCUCACCCCCACUUCAUCCCCAACUCUCACUCUUUCUACCCCCCUGUCAGCCCCGGGGACAUGCCCCCCCACCAGUAUUACCAGCACCACCUUCCCCACAUGUACGGCGAUCCAGAAAUCAUCCCAGUUUAUGGGAUGUCAAACUACAUAGGCAGAGAGGAGACGUACAGUAAGCCACAGCCCAAAAAGAUAAAGGAACAGAGGCAACUAGAACGACAGAACCGACUCAACUCCCCUCCCUCCACUCUGUAUAAGGGCAGCCUGGGGCCAGCACACAACGGAUACAGCAACAAAUCACACGCCCCAUCACUUGGGUCGGUGGGGUCGGGGGGCGGACUCUGCAGUCCGGGAGGGAAGAAGCCGGAGAGGCGACUCCGCAGCAGUCCACGAAACAGUGAACCAGAGACACACACACAAGAUCAUGAUUCAGAGGGAAAGCGUAUUCAAGACAUGCUGUGUACAAUCGACAAACCACAGGUCUCCAACGUGCAGGCGCGGGCUGCCCGGCUGUCCUGGGCCCCCCCUGCCGGGCUGGUAAACAGGCUUAGCAACGCGAUGCCGCUGUCCUGCUCCUACGAGCUGUCUCUCUCUGAUAAGGGACGGGAUGGAAAGUAUCGCCUCAUAUACAGCGGCGAAGAAUUGGAGUACCACCUGAGCGACUUAAGGCCAGCGACAGACUACCACGUACGGGUGUCGGCGACGUACAACUCGGCUCGAGGCUCGUGCUCGGAGGCCGGCUCGUUCACCACGCACUGCGGCGCCCCCGACGUCCCGUUAACCCCCAAACUCGCCCAGCGCACCAAGAGCACCCUCACCCUACAGUGGAAGCCGCCCGGCGACAACGGUUCCAAAAUCACAAACUACCUGCUGGAAUGGGAUGAGGGAAAGAAGAACAGUGUUUUCAGAGAAUGUUACUUUGGGAGCCAGAAACAAUGUAGGCUGACGAGACUGUUUCCCGCCUGUGGCUACACGUUCAGAGUGGCUGCGCACAACGACAUCGGGACAAGUGGCUUCAGCACAGAGGUGGUGUUUUACACCAUGGGCACCCUGCCCGCUCUGCCGUUGGCCCCGCGGCUGGUCAGGGCGGGGGUUUCCUGGGUGACCUUGGAGUGGGGGCGCCCUGAGGGUAGUCCGAGCGAGGAGCAGCUCAAAUACACACUCGAGAUCCAGGAGGACAACAGCGGAAUAGACUUUCAUCCCAAGUACACUGGAGAAAACCUGACCUGUACUGUGCAAGGCCUGAAGAGGAGUACACAGUAUAAAUUCAGGCUCAUAGCAUCAAACAUGGAGGGGAAGAGCAGCCCCAGUGAAGUGUUGGUCUGCACCACCAAUCCAGACAAACCAGGUCCUCCAUCCACACCCUCUGUUACCGCGGCAACACCCUACGGAUUUACCGUCACAUGGGAUCCUCCCCAGGACAACGGGGGUUCAGAGGCUCUCACCUACCUGCUGGAGACCUCAGAGGGAGGCUCUGAAGCUAGCCAAUGGGAGGUAGCGUACAGUGGUCCGGCAACACAGUGUGUGUGUGAGCGCCUGGCACCUGGGACCGUCUACAGCCUACGUGUGUGUAGCAUCACCACCGGAGGACACAGCCCGUGCACUGUUAGUGUUCCGGUCCGUACAUUAAGCGUCCCACCAGGUCCCUGCCAGCCGCCAAGGAUUGUGGGUAAAGCCAAACACAAGGAAGUGCAGUUAGAAUGGGAGCCCCCUCACUCUGAAGGAGUAUGCGAGGACUGCGUGUUCAGUCUGGAGAUGAGUGAGGUUGACACCAAGCCAACAGAGGUGUACCAUGGGUCAGAGCUGCAAUGCACUGUUGGUAGUCUGCUGCCUGGUGCCACAUACAGCUUCCAAUUGCGGGCCGCCAACGAGGCUGGGUUUGGAGCGUACUCCGAGCCGACGGAGGUGACGACUGCAGCGGGCCCUCCUGGCCAGUGCGGGGCGCCGUUCUUCCUUCUCACCAGUAACACCUGCGUCACGCUCAACUGGGAGAGUCCCGAGGGCUCGGGCACGGACAUCUCUGAGUAUCGUUUGGAGUGCGCGCGAGAAGAGGAACCCAUGGAGCUCAUCUACUGCGGAGCUGCCACGCAGUGUGAACUGUCUGACCUCACACCUGCCACAGAUUUCUGCUGCAGGCUACAGGCGGUGAAUCAGGCAGGUGCUGGUCCUUACAGCGACCAGGUGAGUUUCCGCACCCCCGCCACACAUCCCGACCCGAUCACCUCCCUCACCCUCCUGGAACUGCCGACCUCCCCGGAGUCGGGUCACUCCCCGUCUACCUGCCUCCUCCUGAAGUGGGACGAGCCGAACAGCAACGGGGCGGAAAUCACCUCCUACGUCAUCACCCUGGAAGACCAAACCGUCACUGUGGAAUCGGGGACGAGUCAGCUGGUCGCAGGCCUGCAGCCAGACAGCGAAUACAGCGUGCAGAUCCAGGCCGUGAAUGCCUUCGGCUCCAGUCCCCUGAGUCAACCUCUGCUGGCAAGGACACGCCCCCUCCCUCCAGCCCCGCCUCCUCUCGAGUGCUCAGCGGCCGGCCCUCAGAGCCUGAAGCUGAAGUGGGGGGAAAACGGCAACACGCACACCCGCGCCCUCCUCGCCGAUGACAUGGUCUACACACUACAGAUGGAGGACAAGAACCACAGGUUUGUGACAAUCUACCGGGGUCCCAGCCACACCUACAAGGUCCAGCGAUUGACUGAGUCGAGCAGCUACAUCUUCAGGAUACAGGCCAUCGGGGAUGCAGGAGAGGGCCCCUUCUCUGACACACACACCUUCUGCACCACCAAGUCUGUACCACCUACCCUCAAAGCUCCCAAAGUCCAGCAGCUGGAGGGCAACGUGUGUGAGAUCACAUGGGAGACCAUCACACCAAUGAGAGGAGAUCCUGUGAGCUAUGUGCUCCAGGUGCUGGUGGGACGUGAGUCAGAAUACAAACAGGUUUUUAAGGGAGAGGAGGGCACGUUCCAAAUUUCUGGUCUCCAGGGCAACACAGACUAUCGUUUCCGCGUGGGAGCCUGCCGCCGUUGCCAGGAUACGUGCCAGGAGCUGUGCGGACCACUGAGCCCCUCCUCCUUGUUCACGCUGCGCCGCCAGGUGACGGCAUCGUCGGGGGAGACGUGCGCCGUGGAAACGGGCAAAGGCAGCGGCCUGAUCUCAAGCGACGAGCGCUUCGCCGCGCUCAUCGUGUGCGUGUUCGCGGGCUUCUCCAUCCUCAUCGCCUGCUUGCUACAGUACUUCUUCAUGAAGUGAGGGAAUUUUAGCUGUAGGAUAGAAAGAGAAAACAAAAUCACAGAGAGACUUUUAAACGUACGUCUAUGAAAGAACCGAAUGAAAUCAAAAACAAACACUUGACGUACUUCUAAAUCUUCUUUUUUUUUAUUAAGUCAAAAUAUCGAUUCUGGCCUUCCUCGCAUUGUUCCUGUUGUCUCCUGCCGUCACUCAGUUUGGUCUCGUUUCCGGUUGCGUCUCUGUUGUCGUUGGAACUUUGUCAUUAUCUCAUCUGCUAAGGAUUUCUGUUGAGGUCUUAGCUGUACCUCGGUUGGGAAAGAACUCAUAAUAAAGCCUUAAAAUAGCUUUGAGCAAAAACAUUUGCUCCUCAGACUGACUUGCAUGUUUUUAUCUUGUAUCUUUUUAAAACAUAUUUGACUAGAGAACGUGUAUAUUUCUUGAUGGUCUAUGCCUUAUUUUAUUUUUAUUUUUUUAUGUUUAAUUUUCUUUCUUUUUUUGUUUUUUUUGCUGGAGUCUUUAUUCAUUUCAGCCAUAUUCCAACGUAGGCCUAUACAGCUUUAGCCGUUCAUACCUUAUUAUUCAGUUUGCUACGACUUUACAGACUGUCAGUCAAUUCAUGCAAUUCACAUCUGCUUAGCUUUUAACAUUCAAUCACUCACUCAUUCAGCUACCAAAGUGAUGCAAUCCGUGUGUGGUGUAAGAUGCUGCUAUCCUGUGAUUUUAUUAUAUCUAAGAAAGAAUGGAAAACCAGUAAUCUAAUAUAUAUACACACAAUAUUAUAUAUGUUAUAACAAAUCUAUGAUGCUAUAAAAGUGAUGUAAUAUAAGUGAUGGCAAUGUAAGGUCUGCAGAACAGUGCGAAAAGGGGAUCUAUGGGCUCACAAACAGCAGCUCUGAGGUCAGCUAAGUAACUCGAAGAGCUCUUCAACACUGGUCUCGGAUCAGAAUAUGAAUCUUUGUAGGUAUCCGAAUGUUGGGCACGAACCGCCUCCCGCGUUUAGGAAGUCGAGCUGGGAUUGUAAUCGGCUGCAACUUAACGGGAAGAGGCCGGGCUGAGCGUUUUGAUUGGCCCUUCCGCAUCCCACCAUCUCCAACCACCAUUACUCCAGCCUGCUUAUCUGUAGCUUUACUUAACUAUUAAACCCGUUAAGACCCAGAGGUGCUAACGGCCUGCCAGGUAGCCGUGCUUCUCAGAGCUCUUUUGUGUUAAAAGCCAUUAGGCGUUAGCUUGAGCUGGGCCACCGAAGCCCCCCCUCCCCCACCCAGCCAGAGUAGUGCUGAAGCUUGCUUUCUCCUUUCAGUUAGUCUGUGAAUCGAUGCAUUGGAAGACUGUUCCCCUCGGAUGUCCUCCACUGCCCAUAAUGACCUGUAAUUACCUUUAGCUCUGGCUGCUCUUCUCCUGCUUUCCAUCCCAUCAUUCUGCCCAUGCUCGCUCUCUCUCUCUCUCUCUCUCUUUCUCUCUCUCUCCAUUCUCUCUCUCCAUUCUGUCUCUGUCUCUCUCUUUCUCUAUUAAAAGGUGCUUUAUUGACAUGUAAUCAGAGCAGUAGCAAGUCUGUGGUUACUCCUCAGACGGACAUGUUCCCUGGAGACUUGAACUAAUGUUCACUAACCAAACAAGCAUUUGACAGAACACAUCUUAGCAGAACCGGGCAUUCUAACCCCCCCUCCCCCCCCCCCUCCUCCCCUCCUGCCUGACUCCUGAACCCCUUUCAUCACAACCCCCAAAAAACAAAGCCAAGGUACAGCCCAGUACAUACACUGCUGAUCCAAAGAAGUCACCCUGACCUGCUUGGUUAAUGUGUGACAUGUCUUUAAUUGUCAAGUGGGGGGGGGGGAAGCGGAUGGGUGGGAAGGGGCUCAUGGAGAAGUGGCAGGGCAGCAGUUUAACGCCGCCAGCCAGCUCUGAUUGGCAGCCUGUAAUGUACCUCAGGGAUAAGGCCUCACAGAGGGGAGACCUAACCCUGUCAAUCCCAUUGACAGUCGUCCCGUUAGUGUCCCUCCCUUCGUUUCUCUCUGUCUUCCUCCCUUACUUCUAUCUGUUCUUUCAUUUCGUCGAUGCUGUAUCUAGUCCUCUGUCAAUGCUGUGCCUUGCUCCUGUAUGUGUCAGUAAGCAAAGUGGUUUACUAGCUCAACAAACCUUUGCCAAAGUCCAUGGGAAAGUUAAGAUAGAGUUCUUUUCUAGGUUUUUAUUUAUACUAUAUAUUUGCAUACAGUACUUUACAUGCCAAUUACAGUGCAAUCUUCAUUUAUUUAUUGUUUAAAGAUUAAGAGACAAGUGUAGUUAUAUACUAAUUUCCUUGUAGCAUGUUUUUUGUUCUUUUUUUUAAGUGGAUGUAUGUUAGAUUGUAUGAUUAAGGCCAGCAUUCCUUAUAUCAGUAACCCUUUAAGUAUUUCUCUUACAGCUGUUGGGAUCCUUUAGCUCAUCAGUCCAUGCAGUUAUCAUUGCCGUUUUCAAACAUGUAACCAAAUGCGUAUGUGUUUUGUUUUUCAUCUCCUGUUGAGGCCGUGCACAGCCGAACAGUUCUUGUAAUGCUUAGAGAGACAGGUAGCAAAGCAGGACCGUAGGGUCAGUUCAAGUCAUCUGUAUUGGGAUAAACGUCGACGCCUUUGGCUUUUUUCUAAAUUAGUGUUAUAAUGAAGCUUCUGAUAUCUUUUUACUGUGUUAUUGCCAAAGUGCAGGCUUCUCGUGUCCACUAGAUGUUGCGCUUGCAGUCGUCUAAAAGGGUUCUGUGAUGUUCUUCUGUAACGACACAGCAUUACGAUUAUUAUUAUUGUUAUUAUUAUUCUCUCAAAAGGAAAAAAAAACAUUAACUUGAUCUGUGAUUAUGCUUCUUUUCAUAUUAUCUUUUGUUUUAUUUUUUUCGUAAAGCUAAAUGUGCCAUUUUGAAAUGUAGCCCCUUUCAAUGGACAGUUUUUUUUUAACACAACCAGAUUUCACACUAAAAGGUAAAAACAAAAGGAGAAAAAAAGGCAAAAACAAUCAUACGAUGAUUUCAGGCAGAUGACAAUAAUAUUACCUUGUUCAGGCUAGUGCUGGUAUAGCAGUAGUUAGUAUUUUGUAUCCAGUAUUUUGCUAAGAGAUGAUAUAAUAGAGGUAUCUUUAGAGCUAUAGAAUGAGAUGGUAAUACAUUAAGACUAACAGAGUUGAAGCACUUUUUUUUUUUAAUGCCGAGCGUUAGUCUUGAUGAGGUUAAGACGAGCGAGAGGAAGUUGGUCCGUCGUUCCAAACACUACUGCCGGCGCCGUCUGUUACGUUCAUUGGCAUUAUUCUGUCGUUGGCUUCACUGUGACAUCGGCAUUACCCAAGUAUGGGUCUGUACGUUUUCGGAGGGCACGAUGCUAGCAGGCGCCAAGAGACAGUAGGCGUCACGGGGCCGUGCUGUUUUCCCUUCACAAGACGGUGCUCACGGUGUGCCUACGCGUCCUGUUGCAUUGUGGUCGACAAGAUGGCGUUAUGUGAGCGGCCGUGUCCUUUAUGUAACGUCACCGUCCCCUUAUCCCCCCCCCCCCCCCCUUCCAGCCCGAAAAAAAAAGGCUCCAACGGGAGAGCGCAGGUGUUGGACCGAGCAACGCAGUGUUAACUGAAAGGUUGUGUGUUGGUGGGCAGGCUACUCCCUUCAUGGGCUUUUCUUUUUUCUUUUUAAAAGCUGGUGAUUUCUAAAGACACCCUGCCCAUUCACCCCCACCCUGCAGCUCCUGCACAUUUGGUUACUAAGUCAAGACAUUUCUUCUUCUUUUUUUUGGCCCAGCAACCCCACGUCCGUGCCUUUCAGAUUAAUUACUCUUUUCUUUUACCUUUUCUUUUGUACGUUUUACGGUAAAUAGAGAUUUUUGACAGCGAAUUUGGCGAUUUGACAAACGUACAGACACUCACAGGUAUUUAACUAUUUUUUAAGCGAGACAAAAAAUUCAGCAUAUUUUUACCUCACAACUAAAAAAACAAACAUUCCAAUGUUGUCAUGGUCUACGAAUUGAGAAAAAAAAAGAAAGAAAUUCAUGUCUUCUUGUAUUGUAAAUGUUAGACAUUUUCAUAUGCAUUAUAUUAAAGAAACUGCCAUAUCAAUUUUAAUGUAUAGAUUUUUGCAAAUACUACCCUAUGUAUGUAAGACGUAACUGUAUCGGUAGCGUAUAUAUAAUAUAUUUAUGCCCAAUAAAUGUUUUGAUUUUC